This is a messenger RNA of Hibiscus syriacus, 1706 nucleotides long. Its product is annotated as putative ubiquitin-conjugating enzyme E2 38. NCBI's taxonomy places the organism in Eukaryota, Viridiplantae, Streptophyta, Magnoliopsida, Malvales, Malvaceae. Gene Ontology annotation, molecular function: ubiquitin conjugating enzyme activity. Bases 97 to 1575 code for a protein of 492 amino acids. The record is from RefSeq and is a predicted model, not a curated record. The transcript is spliced from 7 exons.
CGCUCACCGCAAACGCAUUUUAGGUUUUCCCCUCUCUAUAGAAAUUGUUUUUUUAGCUUUUUCCGAGUGAGUAGGGAAGAUCAGUCUUCUUUUUGUAUGAAUCUUCGUGCCGACGACGCUUCGAUCUCCGAGCGACUUAAACCGAACCAGAUUCUUCUUUCUGAUGCAAUGGAUAUUGAACAAGUUGAAGAUUUGACAACGGUUUUGAUUGGUUCUGAGAAAGCUGGAAUGGACAGCAAGGGAAAGACAAUGAUAUGCUGUGAAAAGAAGUGGGAAGACAAUGUGAAGGAUUCUUCAGCCAGUGAUCAGGGAAAUUCUGUCAGUAUAGCAGGGUCUGAGGAUAGUAACAAUCCUUUCAAGAGUUCUACUUCAGCAUCGAUCAAUUCGAACAAUAUCAAUAGUACUAACUCUUCCUAUGCUGAUGAUGAUGAGGCCUGUGAUGAAUAUGCUGAUGAUUUCUCUGAUUACGGUGGCAAUGAUGAUUUCUUAUAUGAAGAUGAUUAUUCAAUUAUCCAAUCCCAUUUUGAUAGUGUGGAUCUUCCUCCUGGGGUAGAGGCUUCAAUUCCUUGGUUGAAAGACUCUGUUCUGCCUCCUUCCCUGGGCGAGAAAGCCACGACAUCAAAUUUGGCUGAUGGCGAACUGAAGCCAGCUUCUACCUAUACUUCAACAGUCCCAAGAGAGUCAGUGUCAGAUUGCAAAGAAGGAAAUGAAGAAAAUGGGGAUAUGCAAAAGUUUCUCAGUUUCAAACAUUUCGAUGUUGUGGAUGAUUUCUCAGACCAUCAUUACAGUGAUAUAAACUCAUCAAGAGGGCAACCAAAGGAGUGGGUGAAGCAAAUACAAGAGGAGUGGAAGAUUCUGGAUAAGGACUUACCAGAAACUAUAAAUGUGAGAGUUUACAAAGGAAGGAUGGAUCUCUUAAGGGCUAUCAUUAUAGGACCUGCUAGUACUCCAUACCACAAUGGCCUUUUUGUUUUUGAUUGUUUCUUCCCUCCAAAAUACCCCCAUGAACCGCCGAUGGUUUAUUACUACUCUGGUGGUCUCCGGUUAAAUCCAAAUUUAUACAACUGUGGUAAAGUAUGUCUAAGCCUUUUGGGCACCUGGCAUGGAAACCUGAAUGAGAUUUGGGUUCCAGGGCAAUCAACCAUGCUACAAGUAUUGGUUUCUAUACAAGCUCUUAUUUUGAAUGCUAGACCUUUCUUUAAUGAACCCGGGUAUGAAAGUUUGUAUCCUGGGGCUGAAGGUGAGAAGAAGUCCAGGAAGUACAAUGAGGAAGUAUUUAUUCUAUCGUUAAAGACGAUGAUUUACACGCUAAGAAAACCACCAAAGCAUUUUGAGGAUUUUGUUACCAGUCAUUUUUGCAACCGUGCACGUGACAUCCUCGUGGCAUGUCAAGCAUAUGAAGAGGGUGCUAUGAUCGGCUCGGUUGUGGUUAAAGACGGCGUUCCAGACCCUAACAAAAUUGUACAGGGUAGUUCUGAGGAAUUUAAAGGAACAAUACCGAAGAUGAUCAAUUUGAUGGCUAAAGAGUUCGUGAAAAACGGUUCAACAAACUGCAAACAGUUUCUGGCUAGCUGAAGCUGAUAGAUCUAAAUAAGAUGAUGGGAUGUGUUAAGCCAUUAUAGAAGCUAAUAUAGAUCUCUUUAGUGUACACCUUUUGGUGAAACGUAAUUUUGUCGAACUUGGUUAUGACUACUUUUGGUUUAUAA